GCACAUCGGGCUGGACUCCGGGCAGAGGCACAUCGGGCUGGACUCCGGGCAGAGGCACAUUGGGCUGGACUCCGGGCAGAGGCACAUCGGGCUGGACUCCGGGCAGAGGCACAUCGGGCUGGACUCCGGCAGAGGCACAUCGGAUUACCAGGCGGAGCAGCAGGCAGCGGGCCACCAGGCGGAGCGGCAGGCACCGUGCCACCAGGCGGAGCGGCAGGCACCGGGCCCACCAGGCGGAGCAGCAGGCACCGGGCCACCAGGCGGGGCGGCAGGCACCGGGCCCAGGCCAGGCGGGGCGACAGGCACCGGGCCCCCAGGCGGAGCGGCGGGCACCGAGUCACCAGGCACGACAGUGGGCUCCGAGUCAACUGGCAUGACCGCUGGCACUGGGUCAGACAUUGGAUCGUCUGGCUGGACAGCGGGCAUCGGGUCACCAGACAUCAGGUCAUUUGGCUCGACAGCGGGCACCGCGUCAUCUGGCAAGGCAGUGGGCUCCGAGUCAACUGGUAUGACCGCGGGCACUGGGUCAGACAUUGGAUCGUCUGGCUGGACAGCGGGCAU
Molecule: messenger RNA, 561 nt
Organism: Staurois parvus
Lineage: Eukaryota; Metazoa; Chordata; Amphibia; Anura; Ranidae
Source: the annotation of a GenBank genome assembly